This is a messenger RNA of Entamoeba invadens IP1, 3302 nucleotides long. Its product is annotated as cysteine surface protein, putative. The transcript has a single exon. NCBI's taxonomy places the organism in Eukaryota, Evosea, Mastigamoebida, Endamoebidae. The record is from RefSeq and is a predicted model, not a curated record. The annotation marks the transcript as partial.
AUGAAUAAGUUGUUUAUACCUGUUUAUAUAUUUUUAUGUUUUACUUUUAUUUAUUUCACAUAUUCACAAAGUUGUAGUUUUCCGAACAUAAUUUUGACAAAUACGACAGUGUCUGAUACAUGUACAGCAAUCAACAAAAUUACUAUUGGUACAACUUUAUCUCUGGAUGUCAUUCAAUUUAAAAUGGUAUCAAAUGCAAAUGUUCAUACAAAUGAAAAUGUUGAUUGUAUAGGUUGUGGUUCAAUUGUGCUAUCAGAAAAUGCAAACCUACAUCUGACACAAGUAACAAACUUAUACCAUUCAUCUAAAUUGGUUAUGAAUGAAAAUUCUGUAUUAACAACCAAAAAAGAAAUUUAUUUUUGGAAAUACUCUCAAUUAACAAUUGGAGACAGUGCUACUAUUUAUUUUAAAGGUCAUUUUUUCACAUAUGAGAAUGCAUUAGUUGUUAUGAAUCAGAAUACAGUAAUUAAAAUAAAUAAAGUUUUGUUCUUUAAUGAUAAGUCUACAUUAACAAUGAACGAUAAUUCUAUAAUAAAUUCAACAUUUAUAUUGUGUUUUUAUUCGGCAACUUUGGUCAUGAAUUUAAACACACAAAUUAAUGGAAUCACAUUUUUUAAUUUAUAUAAAAAUGCACACGCUUCAUUGAAGGAUUACUCUGAGAUAAAUAUGGGUUCAAAUUUAGUUGAAGUUGAAACGUCAUAUUUAUUAUUGAACGAUUUUUCGAAAAUAAACAACGCCGAGAGAAUUUAUGUCAAAAGAGGUGGAAUAAUAAAUUUGAAUGGAACGGCACAUUUUUCACAGAUUAACACAAAGUCGUAUCAAUCUGGUGGUAAAGGGGAUAACUCUUAUUCGGCAAUACUCAAUGUGACUGGAAAUUCUUAUAUAAACGUGAGUACCACAUUUGUAUUUUUUAACUCAAUACUUGAAGUAAGUAACAGGGAUAUCAGAGAUCUUCCUGUUGUAUUUUAUUCGGGUUUAAAUGCAGUGAGUUUAACAAAUUUUAAAGUGCAAUCACAAAAUGAUUUUGAUAUACUAUGUUCACAGAUGGUAAAAAUUUAUUCAUCUGUAGCUGGUACAAAAAUGUUAUUAGGAGGUAAAUUAUUGAGAUAUGGCACUUCUAAUAAAAUAUUUUGCCAUGUUGAGGAUGUGACAAACAAAAUUGUUAAAUACAGUGAACCUUACUGUCCAUGUGAUGACAUAGAAGACUGGUAUAUCGCUCCACUACCAAAUGUAAAAUCAUUGUUUGUUGAAAUUAAUAAAAUUAAAACAAGUUCAAAAACACUUUUAAAAAGUAUUGAUGAGUUUUCAUCAGAAAGUGUUUUGAUUGGAAACACACAAAUUUCAUUAUACAAAACGGACAGUAUAGUUCUUAAUAUUUCAACACCAAAAACAAUUAAUAUUAAAUUGUUUUCAUUGACAAAGACAGUUCUUUUGAUUACAGAAACAAAAUUAAAUUUUGAAGGUGUACAAUUCAACGCAGCAUUAAACACCAAAGAUGGCUUUAAAAUACUUGAAGUUGUUAUUCGUUGCACAAAUGGAAUAUACAUUAAAACAACUCAAAGAUGUGAAGAUUUUACCAUUUGUAAUGAUGCAAAUUGUAAGUAUUGUCCCUUCAAUAAAAACAGUUGUGUUUUAUGCAAAAGUCAAUUUGCUCUUGUUAACUCAAAAUGUGAACACAUUGUAAAUUGUGAAUUACCUCUUUCAAAUAGGUGUUUAAAAUGUGCAACUGGUUUUUCAUUGAAAGAUGGUUUAUGUGUAAGUGAUGAAACUUGUAUAACUGUGCAAUUAAGCGGAAGGUGCCAAAUAUGCACAACCAACAAUGGGUGCAUAAACAACAAUGGCAAGUGUGUAGAAAGCGAUAAAAAUAGUGAAGUAAUAACAAACUAUAACAUUGUUUCUUGUAAUAAAAAUUUUGUAUCCAACACAACAAAUUGUUUGAAAUGCAAUGAUUUAUACAUAUAUUCAGAAUUGUGUGAAAAUGGAAAAGCGACAAAGUGUGACAGUUCAAGUCAAAUGGAUACAAAUGGAAUAUGUAAAAUCAAUGAUUGUGUACUACCAAAUGACCAAAACGGCAAAUGCACGACAACAAUUGAUUAUUGUAUAUAUCUAUCAAAUGGAAAAUGUAAUGAAUGUGAAACUGAACAUUAUUUAUCUAAUAAUAUAUGCAACAACAACAAAAAACCAAAUUGUAUUUUACAAAACAGUUUUGGGUGUAUGAAAUGUCAAGACACUUAUUAUCUUGAUGAGUCGACAAAACAGUGUGAAGGUUGUGACCCAAGUUGUUUGACGUGUUUUGAUACAUCAACCAAAUGCCUGAGUUGUCCACAUAACACGUUUUUGUCAAAUUACAAAUGUAACACGAAUGAAGACUUAAAAUUAACGUGUAAUAAAUUUACAAGUUAUGGGAGUGGCUGUGUUGCGUGUAAAGAUGGGUUUUACCGUGUUGGGCUUGAUUGUUUUGAAUGUGAUCAAAAAUGUAAAACAUGUAACAAUAAAUACAGUUGUCUCACCUGCAAUUUAACGAAUUACAAAACAAAUAGUGGUGACUGUUUACCACAGAGUGAUAUUAUUGGGUGUGCUGUGAAUGUCACACAAAGUGGGUGUUCAAAGUGUCAAGAUGGGUAUUAUAUAAUUAAUACAAAUGAGUGUCAAGAAUGCAAUGACAACUGCAAUACAUGUACUUUAUCAAGAAACAAAUGUACUUCAUGUAAUAAUUCACUUGUGUUACUUACCAAUGGAAGUUGUGUUAGUCUAUCACAAAUAUUCAAAUGCAAAGAAAUCACAAAUUCAAAAUGUUCAAAAUGUGCUUUUUGGUACAUCACAAGUAAAGAUGGCACAUUGUGUGAGUCACAAAUAGUUUGGUGGGUCAUUUUUGUUCUGGUAAUAUGUGUUCUUAUUGUCUUUAUUAUAUUGAUUGUGUCAAUUGUCAUUGUAACAAAAACAACAUUUAACAAACUUCACAAACAUGAAAUCAAUAAAACAAUAACACUUUUUGCAAUGAACAAAUCCAACAUCAACUUUGUGCCUCUUCAAGGCGGUGUCUGUGUUUCGUCAAAUGUAAUUGACUUGAAUUCUGACAUCGAGCAAAUUGAAGUUAACAGAGAGACACGGCAGGUGUUGUGUGUAGGUAACACAAACAAAACCGCCACCAAAAUACAGUUCACAAUUUCAUCGAACAUCACAAAGUUUACAAUUUGUAUUGAUCCAGAAGUUGUAACACUUAAAAGCGGCUAUGCAUGCGAGUUUUCUGUAUAUGUCAAGCCAUUAUGUUCUUGUAAUAUCAACAGCACAAUCCAAUUGGU